Molecule: messenger RNA, 2004 nt
Organism: Sphaerodactylus townsendi
Lineage: Eukaryota; Metazoa; Chordata; Lepidosauria; Squamata; Sphaerodactylidae
Gene: SLC38A6
Product: solute carrier family 38 member 6
Exons: 16
Coding region: 78-1466 (462 amino acids)
Biological process (GO): amino acid transmembrane transport; L-glutamine transport
Molecular function (GO): L-glutamine transmembrane transporter activity
Source: RefSeq, a predicted model, not a curated record
AGCCCGGGCUGAGGCGCCGCCCUCCAGGCCUCUCCGCCGCGGCGUCUCCCUCGGGAGGGACGGGUCUCCCUUGAGCCAUGCAGCCGGAGGAGGCGCCGCGCCCGGGCCUCGGGAGCCUCAACUGGCCGCCGCCGGGCUGGGCCUGGUCGGAGGAGGGAGCCCCGCUGCUCGCGCCCCCCGAGACCCCCGGCGGCUGCAGGAGGCUGCGGAAUAGUGCAUCGCCAGGCACUUCCUUUGGUUUCUCAGUGUUCAAUCUAAUGAACGCUAUCAUGGGAAGCGGGAUUCUCGGAUUAGCGUAUGCCAUGGCCAAGAUGGGAAUAAUUGGAUUUAGCCUGCUGCUGCUCCUUGUUGCCGUCCUUGCAGCUUACUCUGUGUUCCUGCUGCUCAGCCUGUGCAUUCGCACUGCUGUUACUUCUUACGAAGAUCUUGGCCUCUUUGCAUUUGGCUCGCUUGGAAAGGUCCUUGUGGCCAGCACCAUCAUCAUUCAGAACAUUGGUGCCAUGUCGUCUUAUCUUCUCAUUGUCAAGUCCGAACUUCCUCGUGCCAUCGCUGGGCUUCUGAGCGGGGACCACGGCGGGGCCUGGUAUCUCGACGGACAAUUACUACUCCUGAUCACCUCCGUCUGCAUUGUGUUCCCUCUCGCUCUUCUCCCCAAAAUUGGCUUUCUUGGCUACACAAGUAGUUUAUCAUUUUUCUUUAUGGUGUUCUUUGCUCUUGUGGUCAUCAUUAAAAAGUGGUCCAUUCCGUGUCCUCUCCCACCUAAUGCUGUUGUGGAGUUCUUGCAGGUUUCCAAUUCUACUGAAGACUGUAAACCAGCCCUGUUCAACUUUUCUAAGGAGAGCGCCUACGUGAUACCCAUCAUGGCUUUCUCUUUUCUGUGCCACACAUCAGUGUUGCCGAUUUACUGUGAGCUUCAGAGUCCGUCCAGAAGCCGGAUGCAGAAGGUCGCCAACACAGGGAUCGGCCUGAGCUUUCUUGUUUAUCUUUUGUCCGCGCUGUUCGGAUAUCUGACUUUUUAUGACCAUGUGGAGUCAGAGUUGCUACAAGGCUACAGCAAAUACCUGCCCCACGAUACCCUCAUCACCACUGUGAAAAUAGGCAUUCUCUUGGCCGUGCUGUUGACGGUGCCCCUAAUCCAUUUCCCUGCGAGGAAGGCAGUCAUGAUGCUCUUCUCCCCCCAUCUUCCUUUCUCCAUCAUCCGCCACAUUUUCGUCACUUUGGUCCUCAAUGCCACCAUUGUCCUGAUUGCCAUGUACGUGCCUGACCUCAAGCAGCUGUUCGGAGUCGUCGGUUCAACCACUUCGACUUGCCUGCUCUUUGUCUAUCCUGGGCUGUUUUAUCUUAAACUCAGCACGGAAGAUUUCCUGUCGCGGCAGAAACUUGGGGCUUGUGGGCUGCUCGUUUUUGGCCUCGUGGUCGGUUUCCUCAGUUUAGCGCUGAUAAUUUACAACUGGGCUCUUCAGUGAAAACAUUCUUUCCUCUCGGAACUGCAAACGACACCAGGGGAGCAGCGGCUCAAAUGGAAAUUUCCGACAACGCAUCAAAAUAAAUUAUUCGGUCAAAUGUUAGGAGAAGCCUUCACAUAGCCGUAAAGACUGGACUGGCAAGUCUGGCGUUUUCAUUCAGCAUAGUGCAAUCUUUGUUCUUCAACAGUGCCAGAUAGGCACUAAAUAGCUGGAGGGGCACUGGCUACCAGCGUCUCUGUUCCCCCCUCUCCAGUGGCUUGUCAUGAAAUUAAAUCUGUGGAAUGGGAGUCACAGCACUCAGAAAGGCUCAAUGGCAGAGCAUCCGCUUGGCACGUGGAAGGUCCUGGGUUCAAUCCCCGGCAUUUCCACUUAAAAGAUCAACCAGAAGGUGAUAGGGAAGACCUCUGUCCGAGAACCCGGAAUUAUAGAGUUGGGAGAGACCAGAAGGGCUAUCCAGUCCAACCCCUGCUAAUCAGGAACACACAAUCAAAGCAAAGCCAUCCAGCCCAGUCGCGGAGCUACAAGGGGGCGGGGUGUG